Mugil cephalus (flathead mullet) is the source of this 1471-nucleotide messenger RNA. RefSeq names its product transcription elongation factor 1 homolog. The transcript has 4 exons. Lineage: Eukaryota; Metazoa; Chordata; Actinopteri; Mugiliformes; Mugilidae. Gene Ontology annotation, cellular component: transcription elongation factor complex. Gene Ontology annotation, molecular function: RNA polymerase II complex binding. The record is from RefSeq and is a predicted model, not a curated record. Gene Ontology annotation, biological process: transcription elongation by RNA polymerase II. The coding region runs from base 130 to 381 and encodes 83 amino acids.
CUGGCUGAGAAGCGACUGCCUCCCUCCAAUCGUUAACGACAAUAGUUGCUGGCGCCGGGACUCACGGAAGUUACUUCCUCAAUACGGCAGCGUGUAUUUCCAACAAGAAAAGAUUUGAGUUUUUGUGAAAUGGGUCGACGCAAGUCCAAAAGAAAGCCUCCUCCUAAGAAGAAGAUGACUGGGGAUCUGGACUCUCAGUUCACCUGUCCCUUCUGUAACCACGAGAAAUCAUGCGAUGUCAAAAUGGAGAGAAGCAGAAAUACUGGGAUAAUAUCAUGUACCGUCUGCCUGGAGGAGUUCCAGACCCCUAUUACCUAUCUGUCGGAGCCUGUGGACGUGUACAGUGAUUGGAUAGAUGCUUGUGAAGCAGCCAAUCAGUAGCCUUCAUGGAGCCUGAAACCUCUCAGGAAGGUGGAGAGGAUGAGCAUGUGACUAGUUGUUAUGGGCCCAUUUAGGAUCAAGCUGAGCAUUGGAUAGUUUUGACACAUUGAUUAUCCACAGGCUUUAUGGACACUUGAGAUUUCCAGCUCUAUGAACAGCAGUCUGUGAUGAGAUCUAUAGCACAAACAUGCUGUGAAAUGUUUUUGUCAUCUUCAGAGCUCUCCCCUCUCUGUGUAAGGGUUCAACCCACAACUCUACUUCUGACUCUUGAGAUUUAUGACAUAAUUUUGUUUUCAAAUGUACUUUUUUUGGAUGGGUCUCAAAGAUUCUUUUGAAACAAGCUGUUACAAUGGUGUUUUGAAGAACUCUUCUAAGAGAUGUGGUUUGUUUUUAAGGGUUCACUAAAGUUAGUUAAACAAACAAGUUUUGCAAGAAGUCUGGAGUAUAAGAGGAAGGGAACCCAUCUUGUAAUUCUUUUUUUAAUUUGAAUAGAAUGUCCUGAAAACUUAUCAUUGAGUAUUCAAAAGUUGAUUUUUUUUUUUUUUUUGUUACACAUGAUUGCUGAUCACUCAGAGAGUAGUAAGAAAAAAACUUUUUUGUAUCAGGAUUGUUAAGACUUCUAUGGGCAGGAGGAAACUUCUUGGCCUGGAUCUAAACACAGUUUAACUGAAGUUAGGCCUAGCAGUUUGUUUUUAGCAUCUCAUGUAAAUGCAACAGUUUGUCAAAGUCUUUCUUUUGUGUAAUCAUCAUAAUCGUCUUCUUACGGGUUCUGAUCAUAUUAACUAUUACUAGCACCUCUCAUCAUCCACCUAAAGACAGUUGUGCUGCAACAGUAGUUCAUUCCACAAUGGAGAGAAAUAAAAAACACUUAGCUGCUCAGUUCAUAGGUUUAGAAUUGUUUUUAAUCAGUUCAGUUUUUCAGUUUAUUGUUAGUUUUUAGCUGACAUGUUCAUGAAAUUAAAGAAAAUAUGUUUGGAAAGUUUGCAAAGUUUAAAUGAAUAUUUUUCCUAAAGGAUCAUCAUCAUACCAGGGAUUACUUUCCUAUGCAGCUGUCAUCGUUAUAAUGGAAAUAAAGCCAAAUUUGACAUUG